Molecule: messenger RNA, 1359 nt
Organism: Vicia villosa (hairy vetch)
Lineage: Eukaryota; Viridiplantae; Streptophyta; Magnoliopsida; Fabales; Fabaceae
Product: F-box/kelch-repeat protein At3g23880-like
Exons: 2
Coding region: 10-1191 (393 amino acids)
Molecular function (GO): protein binding
Source: RefSeq, a predicted model, not a curated record
CGAUCUCUGAUGAUGUCUCUUCCAGUUCUUUCUCCCGAUCUCAUAACGGAAAUCCUUUCAUGGCUUCCGGUGAAGGUUCUGGUGAGAUCGAGAUGCGUUUGCAAACAAUGGAAAUCGCUCAUCUUUGAUCCAAGAUUCGCUAAACUUCAUCUUGAAAGAUCACCCAAACACACACACACCCUACUUACCAUACUCGAUAAUGUAAACGGAACUUGGGUCGUAAGUCUUAUACACUCAGUGCGUCGUUUACUCGAACACCCUUCCUCCAAUGUCAACGAAGAUGUGUCUUGCCGUUUUAAAAAUCAAUCUUAUCAUGCUAUAGGCUCUACCAACGGCUUGGUCUGUUUGAUCGGUGAUAAGUCAGAUGAUGAUGGAAACAGAGAAGAAAUUUUUAUCCAGUUCUGGAACCCGACUUUACGAUUAAGAUCCAAAAAGUCACCAACUUUGUGUAACACGUCUUCUGAUUUUAAUUUGUAUUCGGUACACCUUGGAUUUGGCUAUGAUGAUUUAGGAGACAAAUACAAGGUGGUGGCUGUGUUUUGGGAUCAUACAGUGCAGAAAUGGGAGGGGAAAGUUCAUUGCAUGGGCGAUAGUUGCUGGAGAAACACUCUCGCUUGCCAUGAUUUUCCAACGUUACUAAGAACUCUCAUCGGACAAUUCGUUAAAGGUAGUGUUAACUGGUUAUCACUUAAAAACUUAAACUGUCAUGGGUAUGAAUGGGAAAAUGUUACCAUGGAACAGUUAGUGAUUUUUUCACUUGAUCUACGGAAGGAAACAUGUAGGUAUAUGUUGCUACCUGACGGUUUUGGUGAAAAGCCCCAAGAUGAACCAGAACUGGCUGUUUUAAGGGGUUGCCUGUGCCUAUAUUAUAACCACAUGAAGACCCAUUUUGUUUUGUGGGAAAUGAGAGAAUUUGGAGUUCAAGAGUCUUGGACUCGGUUGGUGAAUGUUAGUUAUGAGCAUCUUCAAUUGAAUGAUUUUGAGCCUGAGUGGCUGCUGUUGCCAGUGUGUCUGUCGGAAAAUAGAGAUGUCCUGGUGCUGGCCAGCACACAAUCUUGGGAUGAUGUUAUUAUGUAUAAUCAAAAAGAUGGGAGGGUUCAACAUAUUGAAUUUCCUUACAACCAAAUUUGGUAUGCCUAUGAACAUAUAAAGAGCUUGGUUUUGCCUUGUCCUCAUCCUCAUCCACACUAAGCUUCUAUGUAGGAAACUGUUAAAUUUUUCAUAGCUACUGAUGGUUUCCUUAUCUAAGUGUUUUCCUUAUCUAGUUGCACUAUUUUAUUGGGUGAUUCCAUUGCUACUUAUUAGAUCAAAGUGUAUGGAUUGGAUGAAGAUAUUUUAAUUUUCUAUUUAUUACUAUUA